AUGAACACAUAGUAGAACUAACUUUAGCCUAAGAGCUAGGCAUUCCACCCAAGUAACAAGAAGAUUUCAAAUACUAAUAUGGGAAUGUAAAAUUAGUCGCCUGAUAGAGGGAAUUACAAUAAUGGAGGGGCUGUGAAUAAAUUGGUUGAGACUUUAAUGCAGGAGAAGGAGAUAGACAGGAUGAUUAUCCUGAAUUACUAGACUGAAUUGUGUGAUAAGUCAAGCAAUAUAUAGCAGUGUCCAGAUAGUGAUUCAUGCGUCAAGGCUCAUCUUGAGAACCAAUCUUAAAAGAGAAGAUACCCUCUCACAUUCGAUAACAGUCAACUAAGAUAUAUCGCAGCAUUAUGUCCUGUAGUUGAAUAGUGCCAGAGGAAAGAAAAUUGCUCACUCGCUCACUCGACAGAAGAAAUAAAGUAUCAUCCGACAUAGUAUAAAACAGAAUUAUGCUCUACUGGAUAAAAUUGCAGCCUAAAACUCCAGUGCUCUUUUGCGCACUCACCCUCUGACUUAAGAAACGUCACAAACUACUUCAUCAUCGCAUCUCAGUCUCAAAGCUCUACUAAUUUCUCAUCGAAUUCUAUUCUCAACAGUAACAUGAGUGGAAGUGCAUCAUUAGGAGUAAAUAAUAAUUAUUAAGGGUCAGGAAUAUAUGGCGAAAACAACCCAAAUAAAAUUGGAUUAUCCCCAAGCACCUCUUUCAAUAAUCAAUUCGGGAGCAGUAAUAAUUUAGGAGAGAUGAUUGGUAAAAGUAAAUCAGGUAUAUUUCCACCAAGUAUCUUGCAAGGUGAAUCUAUGAGGGUUAAUGAUGAUGUCAUCACGUAUAUAGAUUUGUACAACUUCAAGACAUAAUAAUGUAAGGUACCUUAUCAGCAUAAUCCCAAAAAGUGCUUCUUCUAUCAUGAAGCUAAAAAGGAUAGAAGAAGACCUCUUGGUACAUACACAAGUGAGAUUUGUCCUUACGUGAUUAAUAGUGCGACACAUUUUGAAUGCUAAAUGGGCGAUAGCUGUGCAAGGUCCCACAACAGAGUCGAGGAAUUCUACCACCCAGAAAAGUACAAGGUGAAGUUUUGCUCUUCAUAUCCUGACAAAGUAGAAUCUUGUGACUACGGAGACAUGUGCGCCUUUGCUCAUUCCGAAGAUGAAGUCACCGUGGAUUUAUUAGACAAAUUUGAGAAGAACACCGAUUUUUACAUGUUUCACUUUAAAACUGUCUGGUGCCCUUACUCAGAUACUAAUCACCCUAGAGAUGCUUGUGUUUAUGCGCACAAUUGGUAGGAUUUCAGAAGAAAGCCUCAUGUUUUCGAUUAUGAGAAGGAACAAUGUCCUUAAUGGGAAACCAAGAAUUUCAUUCAGACUUAUGCUGAUGGAUGCAAGCAUGAAUACCGAUGCAAAUUUUCUCAUGGCUGGAAAGAACAAGAAUACCAUCCACUUAACUAUAAAAUGCAUGCUUGCAGAUAAAUCGAGUAAUGCUAAAAACCACAUUGCCCCUACUAUCAUUCUGAAUAAGACAGAAGAUAGCCAAUCAAUCAGUUUUUUAAGAUAUUUCCCAAGAAUAGAGGUACAGUGGUAUAACAAACACAAAUCUAUUAACCAAUAUUUUUGAAUCUUUUAUUCAACGUUCCAAGCAGGACAUGCCAAACUUAUAUUGACCAAUUGACUGGUCAGCAAUAACAAUUGUUUGUUACCUAAUCAAUUUAUGGUUGUGGGCCUUAAAGUAUUCCGAUUAUAGAUCCUAAAGUAGUGAUGUCAUUUUAACAAUCUCAGAUGAUGAAAAACUAAGCUACGACAACAACUUCUCAUCACAUCCAUUCAUAAAUAAUGGCAUAAUAAGAACUGGCAAAUUCUAUGAAAUCUUAAAGACUUCCUGUGAGUUAGUCCAACCCAAAUUACUUCAGCCAGUAACUUAUGUAAAAUUAAGUGAAUGGGUUUUAAUCAUAAGCAGCAGCGUAGGCUUUCUAGCAUCAGUAAUAACUUGCUGCAAUAGCUAGAGUGCAAUCUCACAAUACUAUAUAACAGCAGUAACAAUAGCAAGCCUCUUAAUUAAAAAAGGUAUCAUCGACACUUUCUACUUAAUCAGCAGAGUUCAAGAGAUUCAAUAAUCCGAUACUAAAUCAGAAUCUGAUUUACUAGUAGCAGCAAUAAUAAGCUUAUCAAAAUGAAGGAAUUCUCCAGCCUCCUCCAGGGUUUGAAGAUAUUCAAAAUCAACAGCAAUAAAUGGCUAACAGAUUCACUGCAUCCUAGAGUGUUCCAAACUUCGCAUAAUUUAUGGGUGAAAACUCUGAUUUGAAUCUGAAUAUUGGCCAUCAAGAACAUUUGUAUAACUAGCAGACCCCAACAGGAAUACACAAUCUCAAUGAAUUCAAUAUGAAAAACAACAUGUACUAAAUGCAGUAACAGUAGUAGCUGCAUCUACAAUAAAACCAGAAUUAAAACUAGUUCAACAAUAUGCAAGGCUCUCUAACAAAUGCUCACUCUAUGCCUAACAUGCUGAAUCAACAGAAUAUGGCACCUAGUAACUAUUUGAAGUAAUAAAGCUAAUUUGCAAAUCAAUAUCAAAUCAAGAACUAGUCUAAUGUCCCAUCAUAAUUCUUCCAGGAGCAAUAGAGAUAAAUGGCAUCUUAAUAAAUGAUGAAUCAGCCGUUCUAAUAUAAGCAGACUUCUUAGCAAUAAAAUGAGAAAUAGUCUUCUGGACCACAGUGGGGACCUGGAUCAAGCAGCUAGCUCUCAAAUAACUAAGGGGUUGUCCAGAAUCAAAAUUCAGUAUUUAACAAUGGAGUAUUUGGUUCCUUCCCUAUAGGUGAAGAACCCUAAUACAGACAAAGACCAUCGGAAGAUGAGAGCAAAUUAAUAAUUGAUGUGAACUCCCCUCUAUCUGAUGAUGAAGGAGAAGACGAUGAUGAUGACUUCCAAAACAUUAAGUUCAUCAUUGGCAAAAAUAAAAAGCCUAGCCAGAAGACGCACAGGAAAGACCAUAGCAUCAACUAAACUCAGAGUUAGAGUGAAAUCGAGAACUUCCUUCUAUAAAAUAACCUGUCUCAUCUGAAUUAAUUCGUGCAAUCUCUUAAUCUUAACAAUCUUCAACAACUUAAGACAUUUAAACCUGAUGACAUCAAACUUUACCUGGGCCCUGACUAAGUCGACGCAAGCACCAACCUAAUAAAAGCUUUAGAAAAGUUGAACAUUGAAGAUUGA
Molecule: messenger RNA, 3192 nt
Organism: Stylonychia lemnae
Lineage: Eukaryota; Ciliophora; Spirotrichea; Sporadotrichida; Oxytrichidae
Source: the annotation of a GenBank genome assembly